Molecule: messenger RNA, 2255 nt
Organism: Anopheles bellator
Lineage: Eukaryota; Metazoa; Arthropoda; Insecta; Diptera; Culicidae
Gene: bdl
Product: protein borderless
Exons: 7
Biological process (GO): cell-cell adhesion
Molecular function (GO): protein binding
Source: RefSeq, a predicted model, not a curated record
UCGCGAUCGUGUGUCACCGUGCCGUGCCGUGUGGUUCUAACGAGUCGAUCAAACACCCAACUACUGCGCCGUGAUAUUCUACUUGUCGCGACCCGAACCGUGUUCGCAACACAGCCUAGAGCUAUGGUGCUUUCGAAGUGACGAGAUUGGGUUCGAGACCCCGUGAGGGUGUGUUCGUUUGGAAGAAGGACCACCAGAAGCUGGUGGAGCCUCCGUGUGGUGUGUGCAGUGUAGGAUCGUUCGAGUUCAGCUCACCAAGUGCUAGGAAUUUAAAGAUCAAUCUCCGUCGAGACCUUAAACCCCCGCAGAAACGCGAAAACCGGCGCAGAUCCCACUUUAGUUGCAGGUCGGGUCUCUAGUCGCCUCUCUAACGGCUUCUCAAUCUUCUGGCCCGGUCUUAACCGCUGCUCUGGACCCGUCUAGCCACCGUCGCCGGUGAUAACCAUCAAUUAGGGCUAAUGCAAAUUGCGCUCCGGCCCUGCUCGGCUCGGCCAGUGGCCAGUGGAACAAUGAUUAAUAUCCAGCAAUUACUGACAAACCAUCGGCGGUCCGGUGGUCCGAGCUGCCGGAGUCGCCGCUCCGGGCCAGCCACGAGACCACCGCGAGCCGCCCACCGUGUGUCACCCCUGCUCCUGGCCACCGUGUUGCUGUGUGGUGCGAUCGGCCCCACCGCGGCCUACCUCGACGAGCGGCAACCGGUGUACCUGGAGGCGAAGAUCGGCUCGUACGUGAUACUCGACUGCCCGGUAGACUUCCCGCAGGACGAACCGAUCCCGUACGUGCUGCACUGGAAUAAGGAUAACAAACCCGUCUUCACGCUGUACGAUGGGGUGCUGAACACGUUCGAAACGUAUAUUGGCCGGGUGACGCUGCUCAACAACGACAUCCUGUACGGCAAGGCGUCCCUCAACCUGACGUCGAUCCGCGAAAGCGACAACGGGUGGUACGAGUGCAAGGUGAUCUUCCCGAACCGGGUCCCGAACAAGCGCAACAACGGCACCUGGUUCCACAUAUCCGUGCUCGGCGGAACACUGCUGCGCAUCCCGCCGGUCAACCAGACGGUGCUGGAGGGCGAUCCGGCCUUCUUUCACUGCACCGUCCAGAACCCGGAGACGAUGUUCGUCGAGUGGUACAAGGACAACGUGUCGCUGCUGGAGUACUACGACCUCGGGCACCGGUCGAUGAUGGGCCCGGACGGCAGCCUCACCAUCAACCCGACGCAGAUGAGCGACCUCGGUUUCUACACGUGCGAGGUCCGCAACACCGCCAACGACACCCAAUCGGCCAGCGCCUACUUGAACGUGCAGUAUAAGGCGAAAGUGGUGUACGCACCGAAGGAGGUGUACAUUCCGUUUGGGGAGCCGGCCGUGCUGGACUGCCACUUCCGGUCGAACCCGCCGCUGAAGAAUCUCCGCUGGGAGAAGGACGGUUUCCUGUUCGAUCCGUUCAACGUGCAGGGCGUAUUCUACAACCGAAACGGGAGCCUUCAGUUCGAUAAGGUGGACGAUUCGCACGCCGGGCGCUACUCGUGCACACCGUACAACGACCUCGGGACCGACGGAGCCUCUCCGAUCAUCACGGUGAUCGUGCAGCGUCCGCCACACUUCACGCUGAAACCGAAACUGCUGUACGUGACCAAGAUCGGUGGCACGGUCGAGAUGCACUGCGAUGCUCGUGAUCGCGAUGGCUACCACAUUCCGCGCAUCGUCUGGAUUAAGAAAGACGGAAGCCUUCUGCCAUUCGGCCGGCACGAGGUGAACGGGGGCAAUCUAACGAUCGUGGAUAUCGUCGAGGCGGACCGCGGUAUCUACGGGUGUCAGGCAACGAACGAGGCGGCCACCAUCACGGCGGACGCGGAAAUUAUGAUCGAAAAUGUUUCGCCCCGCGCCCCGUACAACCUGACCGGCAACAGCACCGACACGUCCAUCACGAUCCGCUGGGCACCGGGGUACAUCCGGCAGUACCUGGAGUACAUCAUCUGGUACCGGUUGGCCGAUGCGCCCGAGUGGCGCACGCUGAAGGUCAGCAACAAGCACAUCCUCGAGGCGACCAUCACCAAUCUGCAGCCGGCGCGCGAGUACGAGUUCAUGGUGCUGUGCCAGGACAACUACGGCGACGGCAUGUUCAGCAAAGCGUUCCGAUACUUCACCAAACCAACGGAGUUCGAGCAGCCCGAGAACGGUCUGCAGGAUGCGCUGCUGCAGUUCAGCCAGAUCGGCUCCCCGAGGAACUUCCACGUGCGCAAGGAACUGGAC